Molecule: messenger RNA, 3984 nt
Organism: Ustilago hordei
Lineage: Eukaryota; Fungi; Basidiomycota; Ustilaginomycetes; Ustilaginales; Ustilaginaceae
Exons: 1
Coding region: 1-3984 (1327 amino acids)
Molecular function (GO): protein dimerization activity
Source: RefSeq, a predicted model, not a curated record
AUGUUCCAGUCACGCGUCAACAACAACUUGCCCUCGGUCGCUGCUCCUCAACAUCAGCACCAGCAGCAAGGUCAACACCAGCAGCAAGGUCAGCACCAGCAGCAAGGUCAACACCAGCAGCAAGGUCAGCACCAGCAGCAAGGUCAGCAGUCAGAUUCGCUAGAAAGCCAACUGCAACACCUUCAUCAGCAGCAAGCACAACAGGAAGCUAUGCGCAUCUUACAACAGCAGCACCUGUUGCCCAGCAUCGUUGCUCCCAAGCAGGACCAUCUUGGCCUUCUUCAGGACCCACCUUCGGGCCCUUGGUCAAGCCAAGAUUAUGACUCGAUGAUGUGCACCCUCAUGAAUGCCACCUUGCCGUCAGACCACUUCACCGACUCCUUCUCUGCUUCUUAUGCUGGCUCUUUGGUAUCCGGCUCCAGCGACAGCGGUGCAAGUCCCAACAGCAUCAAUGACCUCGUCUACGGCUCUGCCAACUUCCCAACUCCAGCCGAGUCCGACAUGUGCUCUUCUGCUCGCAACCUCUCCUUUUCGCUAGCUUCUCACCACCGCAACGCUUUCAGUCCCGAUGCAAGUCUCGAUCUAUCCAACGCAUCCUACCCUCAGUCCUACUCUGGCUCUGACACCAUGUCACCCUUCGCACACAACUUCAACAUUCAUUCCUCAUCCUCAUCCUCCACCUCGCCCUUUGGCCUGCACACCGUACAGCUUCCUCCAGCUUCCCUUCCUGCCAACAGCGCCUCAUCAUCCGCACCGAGCCAAGUCGGCGACCACUCCAACGCUGCUCAGCAACAGUGGAAUCCCAACUUCCUUGCGCCUAACGCUACCGGCCUUCAGCCAUCGCUUGCACCACAGCUAUCACUUGCAUCACAGCCAUCACUUGCAUCACAGCCAUCGCUUGCACCACAGCCAUCACUUGCAUCACAGCCAUCGCUUGCACCACAGCCAUCGCUUGCACCACAGCCAUCACUUGCAUCACAGCCAUCGCUUGCACCACAGCCAUCGCUUGCACCACAGCCAUCGCUUGCACCACAGCCAGACUCUGCCGACCUUUCUUCAACAUCGGUGCCAUCGAGCUCCAGUCAAGUGAACGGCACUAGCAAAAAGAGACGCGCUGGUGGAGAUGCUGCUGAUAACCAAGCUGCUUCCAGCAAAGCAGCUCCCAACCUCAACGCCAAGAAGGCUGCGCCAACCACUGCACCAAAGGCGCAAGCUACUGAUCCUGCUCGAAAGACCAAGAAGGCCAAAGCGACGCUCGUCCCUUCCGAGCUCAAACCAGCAGCUCCUCUGAGCCAGCUCAGCAGCAAGCUUCCUCACAUGGAAGUCGGCAGUAACGCUACUGCACUCGCCGCUAUCGAAAGGCUCAAAGCUAAGCGACUUCAGCAAAGCCAAGCUGCCGCUGCUGCAUCUCAAGACCCCUCGCAGGCUGCUGGCCCUGGACCGACAGCCGACAAGCCACAGCUUGAUCCUGCCACUCGACAGCAGAAGAAGGUGGCUCACAAUGCUAUCGAGAGGAGGUACCGUAACAACAUCAAUGACAGGAUCGCAGCUCUUCGUCGUGCUGUGCCCGCCCUUGGCGAGAUUCGACCGCGCAAGACACCUUCCGGCCGCAGAAGUCGCAAAGCCCAGCAGGAAGAGGAUCUCGUUGAUGGUGUCCCUGCCGCAACCAAGCUCAACAAAGCCACGAUUCUUGGCAAAGCUACCGACUACAUCAAGUAUCUCAAGUCCAGAGAGCUUCGAUUGGCAAGCGAGGUCGCUGGUCUUCGUGAGUUGGUCCGCAGUCUUGAGGGUGGUGAGGAGCUGCUUGAGCUCUGGGAGGCUGAGAUGGACAAGGUCGUCGCUGAGCAAGAGGCUUUUGCUGCUGCAGCUGCAGCUAAGGAAGAGCAAGAGGCUGAAGAGGCCUCGGGCAAUGCUCAAGGUGAAGACGACGAUGAUCAAGACGACGAUGAUCAAGAUGACGAUGAUCAAGAUGACGAUGCUCAAGAGGAUGAGGACGAAGCAGACGCCGGUGAGAGCUCUUACAACAGUGCAUCUUCUUCAUCGCCACCAUCAGCUACAAGUUGUACUCGUUCCAAGGCCCGUCGUGGCCGUCGUUCUGGCAUGGGUGGUGCGCUUUCCUCUAUUGCUUCUUCUCGAUACAUGCUGGCUACCUUGUUGGGUAUCAGCUUGAUUGGGUCUGCUACCGAGUUCGCACUCGAUGCCACUGCAUCGGACGGUACUGUGGCCGUUGGUCGCCCGGCUGCUGGUAAGCUUAUGGUCGAUGCAAGCCGUCAGCUGCUCAAACGUUCAGCCACCUACAUGGCACCCACUACCUCGAUCGCUCAGGAGUCGCAUGCCUUUGAUGCUGUCCCUACGCAUGCACUCGCAUUUGAGGUGCUGCGUAUUGUUUCGUUUGCUUUCUGCUUCCUCUUGCUCGUCUGGCCACUCUUCUCUCGUCUCUUUGCCGCAAAGUCUCGCUGCACUCGUUCGCUCGAGGCUGUUGACGAGUCCGACGCUGAACUGGAGGCUGGAUCGGUCGGUGAGAGUCGAAAGCUGCGCCUGGCUCUGACCAAGGGCGACAUGGAUGUGGCUACCUUUGACACUGCCUUGCGCUCUCACAUCGAUGCGCCUGUCUCUGCCAUUCUUGCAGCUCCCUCGGUCAUUGUAGCAUGCUCGCGUCUUGCUCUCAGCCGAGUCUCGCGCAUCCACAAGCUUGUCGCAUAUCAGAGACUGGACAAUGAAGAAGCUGCAGCUCUCGGUCGUUUGCUUGAAGUCGAGACGCUCUGCGAAGCCAAAGCACAGUCCUCAGCAAUGCUUCGACUUUCGACGGCACUGCGUCUUGCAAACAGCGAGUAUGUCGGCGGCAAGCUGCCAAUCACCUCGAUCAGGGACCCUAUCUUGGCGACACCUAGACUCAAGGCAACCCUGGCGCUGUCGUUGGCUCGUCUGGGUGAAGGUGUUGACUCUGUUCAAGAUCUUUCUGAUCAGCUUUGGACUGAAGCAAGAACAUCGCUUCGCCUUUCCAUCUCGAGCAACGCCAACAGCACCGGCCACAUUGCACCUUCGGCGUCGGAGAAGGACCAGGACUUGACCGAAACCGAGGACGCUUCCUGGCUCUCCUCUGUGCUGUCGCUCGACCUUGACACUGCUCUUGAAUUGCUCGCCCUUGCAUCGAGCACCGUCGAUCCUCGCGAUUGCGACUUUUCUGCGGUACUUGCUAUCGCAGACGUUCACUAUUGUUCUCGUCUCACCAGUGUUUGGGAGAAACUGCUAGCAAGUCUCGUACGUGCCUCAUGUCCCUCUGUCUCGGAGUCACAAACUUCAUCGCUAGUGCGAUGCUUUGCCACCCUUCAAUGCAAGCAGAGGCUCGAUCUUGACGUAGUUGGAGAUGCCGUUCAACGAAAGGUCUUGCACACAGAAAUCACUUCUCUCGCCAGAACAGCGCCUCGCACAUCACGAGCAUGGCAAAUGGCCCAAGUAACACUCGCUACUUGGUCUGCUAUUCUCGGUAAGCUUGCACUCGCUCGUCACGUCACCUCUAUCCUCGGCGAACAUCUCUCUACUCUUGAGAAGACGCGUGGUUUGGCUUGUGUUUCCGCACUUGAUUCCUUUGUUAACACCACCUCUCAAUGCGUAGCGGUGACUGUAACGAAAGAGGAUCUGGACGCAAAAGCAACACUAUUCAUCUCCUGGCUUUCUUUCUUACGUACUUUCGCCCACCCACCUACCACCGUCAAAGAUCUACAUAACGCUACACUUCGCAUUAGGAAACUUGUUGCUGCUGCUACUACUUGUAUCCACACCACUUCCUCUGCGCUUCAAGAGCAAGAGCAAGAGCAUCUGCAAAGUAGUCUCGACCUUAUUACCGAUCUUUGCACUGCUUUGGCUAGCAAGAUCAACCAUCUUCCUUCCCUUACCACUUCUGUCUCUGGGAAGGGGGGGGUGGGCAAGUUGUUGAUUGAUGCUGCGAGCGAUGAUGAGUGUGAUUCGGGGGUUGAAGUAUAG